Sesamum indicum (sesame) is the source of this 2112-nucleotide messenger RNA. RefSeq names its product protein PNS1. Gene Ontology annotation, cellular component: membrane. Lineage: Eukaryota; Viridiplantae; Streptophyta; Magnoliopsida; Lamiales; Pedaliaceae. The record is from RefSeq and is a predicted model, not a curated record. Gene Ontology annotation, molecular function: transmembrane transporter activity. Gene Ontology annotation, biological process: transmembrane transport.
CGUAUGCAUGUACACACACAACAUCAAGAAGGAGAGUUCAGAUGAUUUCUAGUCGUUUCCUGAAAUGAGUUUGAAGUUGAACGACAAAAGAAGACAUGAUUUGGUGCCAAGAAAAGAGUGCAUGAACAUACUUUCAUGGCAAUAAGUGCAGAGCUGGGAGGAUUGUAGGAUCUCACAGAAUUGAGAAACAAGGUUUUCCCUGUCCCUAAGACGUGCUUUAGAUGCUAUAGCUAGGUAGCAGUUCAACUUGAAUGUAGACCAGUGAUCGUUAUGGUUUCAGUAUUUUACGUACAGUAUCAUCAUAAUUUGAUCUAGUUGAUACCUCGUCUGAUUAGUACUUGCAUGGGUAGCGUAAAAACAUCCCUGUUCACACAUACACGCAAGCACUCAUCCUAUUCUAGUUUCUUGUACUUCUGAUGAUCUUUAACACAGGCAGAUGAACACCUUUUCCUUGUUUCUUGUUCUUGUUUCUCUUCAACUAAAUUACUCCUUAUCUCUUGUUAAUUUCUCUCUAGUCUUUGCCUUACAAGUGAUAUUGGAUGCAGAUACAGGAAACCAAUGGUACCCAAGCAGAGAUGAGGAGGGAUGGAAAUUUACUCAACAAGCUCUUUCGUUGCAUUUUCUACAUACAGUUUCUCCUAAUUGCUAUCCUGAUAAUUUUUCUCACUUUUCGUGGGAUGUUGUCAGCUGCCCACAACCAUCAUUUCCACCCCAAGAAAUGGUACCUGCUGGUCCUCUCUUCAACAGCUUUUUCAGGAAUCACAGGAUUGUUAUGGCAAGCAUUUACAAGCUAUAAUCCAUCAAGAACUCUUAGAACUACGUUCUGGCUUAGCCCUCUUCUUACAUGCGCAUUUGGUAUUUUACUCGUCAUUAUAGGCACACCGGGGAGUUUAGCAGCAUCCAUAAUUGCACUAGCUUCUGCCAUACUACAGUCCAUAUACGCAUGUUGGGUCAAUCCCAGAAUCGAGCACGCCUGCAGAAUACUAACAAUUUCUCUUCCAUAUCAUCCUCCAAAAGUUAAAACAACAGUAAUUAUAUCGAUCAUUACAAGUACUCUUUACUCAUCAUUCUUGAUGUCUGGCAUCGGUGGAGCCACCGCUACUAGAACCAAAAUCGACACUCUAUUCAUUUUCCUCAUCCUGGGAAGCUUAACAUGGACCAUGCAGAUUAUAAAGAACAUGAUGCAAGUCACAGUAUCACAUAUCAAAUACAUGAAAUUUGCAUGUGGAAUAGAAGUUGAUUUCAAGGCAGUAGUAAAAAGUGCAGCUAAAUAUUCAAUGGGGAGUAUUUGCAUUGGCUCUAUCCUUGUACCCGUUCUUGCUGUUAUUCGAGGUUUAGCUCGAACGGUGAGUUUGGUCUCCGGGGAUGUAGACGAGUUCAUGUGCUUCUGCGCAAACUGCUGUUCAGGAGUUGCGUCGAGGAUUGUAGCUUAUGGAAAUAGGUGGGGUUUCGUGCAUGUCGGGGUGUACAAUAAAGGGAUUGUGCAGGCAUCAAUGGAUACAUGGGAUAUGUUCAGACGGGCCGGGAUGGAGAAGUUGAUUGAUUCUGAUCUCACUAGUUCAUUCUGCUUCCUAUGUGGGGUGGCAGAAGGAUCAGUAUGUGGACUAGUGGGGGGUACUUCAGCACUUUUUAUUCACAUGAGUUAUGCAACUGAAGUGUCCUUAUAUGCUUUCUUAACUGGAUAUUUCAUGAAUAGGGUGGCUAUGGCAUCGGUUCAAGCCAGCAUUACAGCAUAUUAUGUUGCUUAUGCAGAAAACCCGCAAAGCCAGCAAUUUGACAGCACAAUCCCAUCUUAUAUCCGGGGUCUACAAAGAUCACAAGCAUAGCACUCAAAAGAACUUCUUCAUUGAGGUCAAGAACUACUUGAUUUCUGUUUCUACAUAAUGUGCACAAGUAGUUAGAAGAUGUUAUAGCAUUCUAAGGGCAAAGAAUGACUCUUAUCCUGUGUUUUCAUAUUUGUCUGACCUUACAAAGAAACAAGCCUUUGGCUGGUAUACCAUUUCCUGUUACUGUAUUCAUGUACAAAAUCCUUUACUUACCCAAAAACUUUCUAUUAGUUCUGGUGUAGAGAGUUAAAUGGUUUUACUCACUAAAUAAGUGGGUAUUAUUUCU